Messenger RNA from Gregarina niphandrodes, 1815 nucleotides. RefSeq lists its product as hypothetical. Bases 1 to 1815 code for a protein of 604 amino acids. The record is from RefSeq and is a predicted model, not a curated record. Lineage: Eukaryota; Apicomplexa; Conoidasida; Eugregarinorida; Gregarinidae. The transcript has a single exon.
AUGUCCUCCUGGUUAAGCCCGUUGAUUCGGUCGAGUCCGUUGAUCCGGUCUAUCUGGAAUCGUGUGGAACUUCCUAGUUGUGCGUGUGGUCAUGAAGAUGUGUUUCUGAUUACGGAUUCGCUUGUGCAUUUGGAAUGUGUUCUGGAUUACUUGGAGCGGGAAGCCAGUCAGUUGUCGGCAUGCGCGGAAGCAGUGCACAAGCCGAGCGACCCGAUACUAGAUCUUAGAGAAUUGGCAGGUGGAGAUGUCCAGGAGGGAAAGCUCGACCAGGAGGGAAGGCUCGACCAGGAGGCGAGAGAGACUGCUUUCGGUACGGUUGGUCCAGAAGCGUGUUUCGACACGGUGGAUCUGUACAUACCAGAUGCGCGUUUCGAAGUUGAUACGGUCGAGGUCGAAGUUGAUACGGGCCAGGCCGAAGAGCCGGGCCCGGCCAAAGAGGCGGUCCCGGGUGGUAGCGGGGGAGGGACGGAGGACCAGAGUGUUUCCCCGGAGCCAGUGCAUAUCGUGGCUACGUCAGGGACCUGUACGGCAGGGGGAAUAGAUGAGGAGAAAUUGCGGGUGUUGGUGGUCGUUUUGGGCUCGGCGGAGGUUCCGGAUAUUCCGGUGUUGCAGAAGUGCACGAUUUUAGUCCAGCAACCGCGGGGUCGAUUCCCGGCGAUGCAAGUUCGGUCGUUGUUGAUUUUAUUAGGCGGUAUGACUGAGUGGAGACUGAAGCGGCGGCGGGGGAAGGUGGUGGUGUGUUCGGAGGGUGCGGCUUCGCGAGAGUUGUUCGUCUACCUUGCGUUUCGACUGUUGUGUCGUCCGACUUGCGGCAACGGAAUAGGCGUGGAUCCGGCGUUCCUGAGUCACUGCGAAGGCUUGGUACAGCAACUCCGCAACCCGACGUCACCCCAGGCAUCCUUUGUCAACACAUUGACCCAUCCAAAGCCCGGGUUUUCUUUGCAGACACUCUUCACUAGUCAGAUGCUCGCACUCGCCUUCUUGAAUCAACUCUUCUACGCAGCCGCUCCUCCCCAAGCUGAGUUACAAAAGACUGGUGUCCCGGAACUUCCAGGUCCUACGCACCCAAAGCUGACGGCAGAUAUAAUGGAAAAGGCACUCAGGAGAUUGAGAACCGCCUCUGCCUUGGUGGACACGACCCCGUCUGGUACCUCGUCCAUUCAUAAUAAUGGAAUUCAUAACAAUGGAAUGCGAAUCACUCGAAUACACCUGUCUAUAAAGACCUGUGGACGCAGCGCCACAGAGAUGUUUGGAGACGAACACCCAACGUUGGAGGUGUGGACAGAUGAGAAUACGCUACAGUCCUCUCGACCCUCCCACACCCUUUCGCGAAGCAACGUGUCUGCUCACGUGUUGGGGAUGAAUAACACCCUCAUGAAAAAAAGCUUAAAUUUGAUUACCUGGGAAACGCAGCUGGAAGCCUGCCAUGCCAGUCAAGAUCUCAUGAUCAGAAUGCUCGGAGUCAAGUGGAUGAUACGGACACAAGUUAACACCCAUUGGAUUCAUCAGUGGAUGACGGAAGGAGGGGAUGAAGUGGUAAUUUUACCCAACAACCUCGCCUCCUUCUCACGAAUCUUUCCUGCCUUUGACGAGGAAACAUUAACACGGCCAAAGGGUAUGUCACUGAGCGGAACGGUAUCAAAUGGAGUCCAGGAAUCGAACGCAAUGCUAGACACCACGCCACGAAGCGUAGCCGCGAUGGAUGUGCACAGGGCCCUUCUUGGUACGCUGAGAUUGCAAAAUGAAGGGAUUGACGGAUAUGAUCUCAUCGGCCAAAACAACACCAUCAUCCUGCAAAUAACCUUUUCAACCUGA